UUACCUAAAGAAAAUCUCCUGCUGCUGAGACACAUGAUAGCGAUGCUGCACCACAUACAACUCAAUGCUGAGCACAACCAGAUGACCUCUUUUAACCUGGCUGUGUGUAUAGCACCUAGCUGUCUGUGGAAUUGCAAACUAUCGCUAUCUCAUGAAAAAGACGCCAAAAAGGUGUGUGACCUUGUGCGUGUCUUGAUUGACAACUGCUGUGCGUUGUUUGGGGAUGAAAUUAUAACCCUCUUAAUGGAUUUGACUGAGGACAAUAGAAGCAACAGUGGAUCAGUUGGGUCCCUGCAGCAGAUGUCAGAUUCAGGUUAUGAGAGUCUAAAGAAUGAGGUGAAUACAGACACAGAGGACAUUUCUAAGAGCCGUCCUCUGAAAGACAGUCGUAGUAUGGACUCACUCAUGUCACUGAGUGAUUGUGACCUCGAUAUUCCAGAAAACCACCUGCCGUCUUCCACCCCAUUGGCACAACUCAGGAACUUUUCACCUGCAGUGCGACAGCUCCGAUCCCUUAAAUUAUACAGACGCUCCAUGUCCACCAUUGCUUUGACUUCUCAUCAGCAGGAAGUAACCCAAGAAAGUGGAAAACAUGAAGAGUUUAAGAGACCUGAUGAGGUCAAUGAUAAUUUGGUUUUGGAACAAAGCUUUCAACAACUGAAUUUCAUGAGAGAAAAACAAACUCCACCAACCUCCAAUGUGUCAUCGACAGGAACUUCACCAACACAUACAUCUGUGAGUUCAAUAGACAGUCCAUUUUCUCUGUCCACCUGUAUGACUCGUCAUUCUCCUCAGGACUCUCCAGACAAGGGACAAUCUGAUUUGCUCGCUCAAAAUGGCGCAGACUACCAAAACUCAAACAGCUUGCCGAACGAAAAAUCAUCUCCGCCACAUCAUCAGAGGAACAUCACUGAUAUUGAAAUGAGUUUACAAUGUAAAGAGCCCAAAAAUCCUCCUCCUUAUCAGCAGGCCUUUCAAAAACUCAACAGAAAAACAUUCUCACAGACUCCCACUCAAAUGCAUUCACAUAAAGGAAAAGGCCUUUUCUACAGGGGGCCCGGGAGCCCCACGCACAGUCCAUUAGGAGACCCCAAUGUGUCCCCUGACCCUCAGACCGUCAGGUUCACCUGUCAAACCAGGACUGAAGAAGAGGUCAAACUACCACAGAGUGUGUUUUACGGACAGAGCUGCAACUUGACGGUGCACAAAGUCAGGGAACAGAAUGCAGGGUUGAAGUCUAGCAAACUCUCUGGGGAGCAGUUGAGGUUUAAAGCUCUUGAUUUGCACCCCUCCUCUGGAAAAAUAGUCGGGGACUACUUUAUGGAUGCUUCUCCUCUCAGAGAGAAGCAGGCUCAAAGGCUCAGUUGUUGCAGUAGCAGCCAGUGGAUUGUCUGAAGCCAAUGGGAACAGUCUUUUUCAAAAACAGCACAUAAACACUGG
Sinocyclocheilus grahami is the source of this 1440-nucleotide messenger RNA. RefSeq lists its product as uncharacterized. NCBI's taxonomy places the organism in Eukaryota, Metazoa, Chordata, Actinopteri, Cypriniformes, Cyprinidae. The annotation marks the transcript as partial. Gene Ontology annotation, molecular function: GTPase activator activity. The record is from RefSeq and is a predicted model, not a curated record. The transcript is spliced from 3 exons. Gene Ontology annotation, biological process: signal transduction.